Molecule: messenger RNA, 2636 nt
Organism: Myotis brandtii (Brandt's bat)
Lineage: Eukaryota; Metazoa; Chordata; Mammalia; Chiroptera; Vespertilionidae
Gene: AIDA
Product: axin interactor, dorsalization associated
Exons: 11
Coding region: 21-929 (302 amino acids)
Biological process (GO): determination of ventral identity
Cellular component (GO): membrane
Molecular function (GO): phosphatidylinositol binding
Source: RefSeq, a predicted model, not a curated record
AACCGACCAAGGCGGCAGCAAUGUUUUUAAGAUUAGCGAGACAUCUACAAAAAGAGGCCCAAGCUCAACACAAUAAUUCUGAAUUCACAGAAGAACAAAAGAAAACCAUAGGCAAAAUUGCAACAUGCUUGGAAUUACGAAGUGCAGCUUUACAGUCCACACAGUCCCAAGAAGAAUUUAAACUGGAGGACCUGAAGAAGCUAGAACCAAGUAAUUACUGGAAACCCAUAAGGCUAGAUAUGAAGCACAUGCUUAUAGCACCUCUCCAACGUAGGCAGAAGAGUAGAACUCCUCUCUUCCUAAAGAAUAUUCUUACCUAUAACAAAGAAUUCCCAUUUGACGUUCAGCCUGUCCCCUUAAGAAGAAUUUUAGCACCUGGUGAAGAAGAGAAUUUGGAAUUUGAAGAAGAUGAGGAAGAGGGUGGUGCUGGAGCAGGGUCUCCUGAUUCCUUUCCUGCUAGAGUUCCCGGUACUUUAUUACCGAGGUUGCCGUCGGAACCAGGAAUGACGUUACUAACGAUCCGAAUUGAGAAGAUCGGUCUGAAAGAUGCCGGGCAGUGCAUUGACCCCUAUAUCACAGUCAGUGUGAAGGAUCUGAACGGCAUAGAUUUAACUCCUGUGCAAGAUACUCCUGUGGCUUCCCGAAAAGAAGAUACAUACGUUCACUUUAACGUGGACAUUGAGCUCCAGAAGCAUGUUGAAAAAUUAACCAAAGGUGCAGCUAUCUUCUUUGAAUUCAAACACUACAAACCUAAAAAAAGGUUUACCAGUACCAAGUGUUUCGCCUUCAUGGAGAUGGAUGAGAUUAAACCUGGGCCCAUUGUAAUAGAACUAUACAAGAAACCCACUGAUUUUAAAAGAAAGAAAUUGCAAUUAUUGACCAAGAAACCACUUUAUCUUCAUCUACAUCAAACUUUGCACAAGGAAUGACCCUGCCAUGAGUAACCUGGAACUUCUGUGAAUUCUACCACUCACUAGAACCAUCGUAGCUCUGUAGAAUCCUCUCCCUUCAGCAGGCAGGAAGCAGGCCGUGCCAGGCCAGCGGGCCAGAGGGAGCCCACUGCAAAGCUGCAGCACAGAACCCAUGUCCAGCACGUCACUGACAUGUCAGACUCCUUUGGAUACAGGCUUAUUGUAGGUUUUGAAACAUGUUUUUACUUUUUUAUUGAGUGUGCAGUUAAUAUUCUCCUUUCUAAUUGACCACUACUGCCCUGCUUCCUGGAACAACACUAUUGUGGGUAGGAUGUGCUCAUCUUCAAACUUACUACAGCAAUAAGAAUGUACUAGAGUUUACACGUCUAUUCCCUUCUGCUCCACUGCGCUCUUUUGGUUUUUUGAAUCAAGGUCAAACUUUGGGCCGAUGUGGGUAGGAUAGUGUGGAACUGCUUUGGAGAGUUUGGACCAGCUAUGCUGUCCCAGAAGUAAAUUUCUAGGCUGCUGCUGGAAGGUGGCCUAAGUUCACCUGAUCUCAUCCUUCUCCUGCGUAGAGUGUGCCUUGGCCAGAUCAGUACCCGUAUGGGAGUGUUCCCAGGUUGUAGCUGUGAUUUCCCCAGAGGACAAGAUUGUUUCAGAAAGUGAGCAUAUUUUUAGUCGUGUUGAUUUGCUCUUCUUCUACAUCAUAUUGUUAUUCAUUCUGAUAGUGAUUCUAGGGUUAGCGCGGAACCAUCUCAGAAUAAUUACCAAUUUUUAGGUGGGUUAAUAAUGUCUUCUAAAUCAUGUAAUCUAAACAUAAUUUGAGUCAGAUGCUAACGAGAUACUGCAGGAAUAACUGCUGGUUUUCUGACAACUGAUUGUGAAACCUGCAUACCUCUUACAGCGACAAGUAUGCGAAAUUUAGAGAUACUCUAUUUUUUUUAAUUUUUUUUUUUUUUUACAUAGGUACAUAGGAUUGCCAUUUAUUUCCUGUUUAGAUAUAUCACCAUUCAUCCAUAUGGAAAUAUGCAGGUCAUUAACUUGUUAUAAUUUGACUAUUUACAUUAUUUUUUACUUAAUGGGGCAUAAAUAAAACUUUCAUAGUAUACACGAGGCGCCUGUUUGAUACACAGAACAUUAAAUCGGGGCGGGCUUUCUGUAGAGCCCACAUGUUUCAUGUCACUACUUUCCAUGACCAGUGCUGGCCCGCGGGGAAUGUGGUGCAGUACUUGGCCUGUUGUUAAACUAGUGUAAUAACCUGUCAUACUGUUCAGUGGGUUUGCUUUUUAAAAUAAGUAACCACAAUUAAGUUGUCCCAGCCCUUGCACUUCAAGAGAUUUAAUCUUUCAUUUGUCCGUUGGGUCAAUUCUGUUUACUGAGAUAGAUGUCGGAAACUUUAGGAGCCUGAAAGAAUUCUCAGCCAGGUUUAGUCUGGUCUCUCAUCUUGAUCAGAUUAAUUUCAAAAUGGUUCCGUCCACAAUAGCUGGAGGGGAUGAGGAAUUGCCUUAAAUAACUUCGUUGUUCACUCAACUCUUAGACUGUGAGUUGUCAGCCCCCCAGACUGUAAGCUCCUUAAGGGGCAAGAACCACACUUCCUCCCGUCAUGUAAACUGAGGUAGGGGCAGCGCUCCGUACCCUGCUGGACUCAGGACCUUUUGUUUGAUGUUGCUGACAAGACCUAAAAAAUUCUCUCUCCAAAAACCUAUUAAAAUGUAGCAAAACCGA